Molecule: messenger RNA, 333 nt
Organism: Rotaria sordida
Lineage: Eukaryota; Metazoa; Rotifera; Eurotatoria; Philodinida; Philodinidae
Source: the annotation of a GenBank genome assembly
AUGGCUUUUCGUGAUUUUUGGAAACCGUAUUUCGGCUGUGAAUUUCCAAAUUCAAUUGUAGUUAGCCGACAAAAAUCAUUAACAGUAACUGCUCUUGCUAACACAACACCACAAGAACAAAUGUUAGACGAACGUUUAUUUUCACUGAUUCGACAAAUGCAAUCAGAAUUAGCUGAUAAAAUAACUAGCAUGCUUCUUGAAAUUAAUACUACUAAACUUCUUCAUAUGCUUGAAUCACUUAAAGCUAAAGCCUAUAUUAAAGAAGCUAUUGCAGUACUUCAAGUUUAUCUUGCUAAACAACUUUAUGCAGCUACCUCUCUUCCUAGUCUCUAG